This is a messenger RNA of Desarmillaria tabescens, 1855 nucleotides long. RefSeq lists its product as uncharacterized. Bases 128 to 1816 code for a protein of 562 amino acids. The record is from RefSeq and is a predicted model, not a curated record. The transcript is spliced from 4 exons. NCBI's taxonomy places the organism in Eukaryota, Fungi, Basidiomycota, Agaricomycetes, Agaricales, Physalacriaceae.
CAGCUGCAGUCACGUCCCCCUCGUCUAGCAGCCAUUUUCUGAGAAAAUUACGUGUCUGAACUGUUAGACGGGCCACCGGUCAACGCGUCUACCACUGCCGUUCAGCCGUUCCAGGAUUUCUGCUACUAUGGCCUCAGGAUGCGUUUCCUGCCCAAAAUGCAGCUCUGACGUCUUUUUCACCUCUGUGGACCAACUCAAUGUCCCGGUGCUUUCCCCUGCGGUAUCAUCACUUCUACACACCAACGACUGCCCCAGCGCUUCUGAUAUUCACACACUCAAAGAAUCAGCACAAUACAUCGAUGAUGCCCUCGGAGUUGUCGAAGCAGAUAUUCGUCGUCUCUCUGACAUCGUCAGUCGAUUGAAGGAGAGACGGAAGCUCUUCAGAGAUGCGCAAAAUAUGCAUAAUAUCAUUUUAUCCCCAAUCCGACGCCUUCAUCCUGAAAUACUGGUGCAGAUCUUCCUCGCCACCUAUCAUUACCUUGGAGAGUCUGGUGUCUACGACGUUUUCGAUCCCACCUCAGGUCCUUGGCUCGUUGGUCAGGUUUGCAGCAAAUGGCGGGCUAUUGUUGUGUCUCAUUCAACCUUGUGUAUAAGAGGCUGUCAAAUCUCGAGAACACCGAGGCGGGUAGCAAGGUUGAAAGGUCCGAUUCCGAUGCUGAGCUCGGCACUGAGCCGAUCCGGGCAGCAUGCUCUUUCUUUCAAGUUCUGUUGUGAUGAUCCCAUGGACAAGAAUAUCCCGGCGAUAAUGACCACACUCUUCCACUUGCUAUCAAGUCAUUGCACUCGCUGGGGAAACGUCACCCUCAGAAUCCCAGCUCCCAUCGUAGCGGCUCUGUCAUCAAUCCGCGGUCGCCUCCCCAUGUUAACAGAUCUGGAACUGACGUUCCUUGACGUUGGCGAUGUUCCAACUUUCCAUAUUGACGCCUUUUCCAUCGCGCCUCGUUUAGCUCGAGCACAGUUGAUCGAUUUACCAGAAGGCAUCCAUGUUCAUUUCACAAAUUCAAACCUUGUCCACUUCUCCGAUUGUAGGCCCCAAAGCGCCCCAACGAAUGCCUAUCUACUAAAUGUUAUUCAGACGUCUCCUGAUCUUGAAAGUUUUGAGGCCGCUCACCGCGGACUGUAUGCGGCUAGUUCAUCAUCGCCAGUGCCCUCUACUCGAGUGGUAAACACCUCCUUGCGCAAACUUUAUGCUUGUGAAGGGGGCUUCUUAGGGAGUCUUGUGCUUCCGGCACUGGAGAUGGUAUCAAUGACGCCUUUCUCAGACGAUGUGUCCUGCCCUCCGAAUGCACUUCCUGGUCUUCGUACCCUAUUGAAUCAAUCCCACUGUUCUUUAACACAACUUGCAAUGUCCGAUGUUACACCAGAUCAUCACCUCCUCGCUGUCCUCGAGCUUGUUCCAACGCUCACGUCAUUGAUCUUUGCACAGAGCCAUGCAUGGCCAAAACAUUACGAUGAUAUCUUACAAGCGCUGAUAUCCUGUAUGAAGGCUACAGCAAUCGAUGAUAAUGGGAAGCCGUAUCACCUUCUCCUUCCUCAAUUGGAGAAGUUGGACUUCAGCAUCAUGACGAAAACACCUCAAGAUUCCUGUUUCCACUGCUUUGUCAACCAUGAUUUUGCAGAAAUGGUCAUCUCAAGAUGGGAUACUGAUGAACCAUCUUUGUCCUCCGUGUCAGUGACGUUUUUUAGUCAUUUGCCUUGGAAUUUUCCUGGGCUGUUACCGGGCGACAUAACUAACUUGAAGCGUUGCCAGAUGGAGAAGCUCAGCAUCGACAUAUCGUCUAGAAACUUUGACAAUGAAGGGGACUUUUAUGUAUGAAAGUUUAGUAUCACCUUUACACUGAAGUAAUACAUUAGU